CUUCAUGGAAGUUUGUAGAUAAGUAGCAAAACAGGGCACCUGAUACAUCAGCUUGAGAGACCAAAUCAAUGGCAGUAGAUGAUAUCUAUACAGGAGAUGGAACAACAGACAUACAUAAAAAUCCAGCCAUUAAGAAGGAAACUGGAAGAUGGAAGGCUUGUUACUUCAUUCUCGGAAAUGAAUCCUGUGAAAGAUUAGCAUACUAUGGCAUGAGUACUAAUCUGGUGAACUAUCUUAAGACGCGUCUCAGUCAAGGAAAUGUCACUGCAUCAAAUAACAUGACGAAUUGGUCUGGAACAUGCUAUUUUACUCCUUUGCUUGGAGCCUUUAUAGCCGAUGCCUACCUGGGAAGAUAUUGGACAAUUGCCAGUUUCUCUAUCCUGUACUUCUUGGGGAUGUUACUGUUAACAUUGUCUGCAUCUGUACCUGGGCUAAAGCCAUCCUGCAACAAUGAUGGUGUUUGCCACCCUACACAGGCUCAAUUUGGGAUCUUCUUUCUAUCAAUUUACCUCAUUGCUCUUGGGACUGGUGGAAUUAAACCAUGUGUUUCCUCCUUUGGAGCAGAUCAAUUUGAUGAAACUGAUGAGGAUGAGAAGAAAAAGAAGAGCUCCUUCUUCAAUUACUUUUACUUUUCAAUCAAUAUUGGUGCUCUUAUUGCUUCCUCAGUGCUGGUUUAUAUUCAAAUGAAUGUCGGCUGGGGUUGGGGUUUUGGAGUCCCAGCUGCUGCCAUGGCUAUUGCAGUUUUUAGUUUCUUCACAGGUACCCGUUUGUACCGCCAUCAGAGGCCUGGAGGCAGCCCUUUCACAAGAAUUUUCCAAGUCAUAGUUGCAUCCUUCAGGAAAAUCAAUGUAAAAGUUCCUUCGGAUGAGUCUCUUCUUUUUGAGACUGCAGACCAGGAAUCAGCUAUCCAAGGAAGCCGCAAACUUGAUCAUACAAAAGCAAUGAGUUUCUUUGACAAGUCUGCUGUGGAGAAUCAAGGUGACAGCAUCAAAGGCUCGGUAAACCCAUGGAGACUCUGCACAGUCACCCAAGUGGAGGAGCUCAAGUCAAUAAUAAGACUACUCCCAAUAUGGGCUUGUGGCAUUAUCUUUUCAACUGUCUAUGGCCAGAUGAGCACCAUGUUUGUUUUACAAGGAAACACCAUGGAUCCCCACAUCGGUCCCAAUUUCAAGAUCCCUUCAGCAUCGCUUUCCAUCUUCGACACAAUCAGUGUCAUCUUCUGGGCUCCAGUCUAUGACCGCUUUAUUGUACCAUUCGCAAGAAAGUAUACUGGACACAAAAAUGGAUUCACACAAUUGCAGAGGAUGGGAAUUGGUCUUGUCAUCUCCAUUUUUGCAAUGUUGUCUGCAGGCAUUGCAGAGGUUGCAAGGCUGAAUAUGGUGAAGAAAUAUAACUACUAUGACCUUGAGAUCCUGCCAAUGUCCAUCUUCUGGCAGAUUCCACAAUACUUCCUCAUUGGAUGUGCAGAGGUUUUCACCUUCAUUGGGCAGUUGGAGUUCUACUAUGAUCAGGCACCAGAUGCAAUGAGGAGUCUGUGUGCUGCUCUCUCACUCACAACAAUGGCUGUGGGAAGCUACCUAAGCACUCUGCUUGUAACCAUCAUUACAAAUCUAACCACUAGCCAUGGUAGACUUGGUUGGAUACCAGAUAACCUCAACAGGGGUCACCUAGACUACUUCUACUGGCUUUUGGCUGGACUCAGCAUCAUUAACUUUCUGCUCUAUCUCUGGAUCUCUAAAUGGUACACCUACAAGAAGGUAGCCGACUCUGUGUCUUGAUAAUUUGUGCAUCAACCCAUCUAUCAUAUGAAUUAAGAUAGAUAGUAGGUACUAGUGGAGUUGUAGAUAUGUUUCUAUUUGA
This is a messenger RNA of Telopea speciosissima, 1860 nucleotides long. Its product is annotated as protein NRT1/ PTR FAMILY 8.1-like. Bases 69 to 1778 code for a protein of 569 amino acids. Gene Ontology annotation, molecular function: transmembrane transporter activity. Gene Ontology annotation, cellular component: membrane. Gene Ontology annotation, biological process: transmembrane transport; oligopeptide transport. The record is from RefSeq and is a predicted model, not a curated record. Lineage: Eukaryota; Viridiplantae; Streptophyta; Magnoliopsida; Proteales; Proteaceae. The transcript has 4 exons.